UCCACCUUCGCUUCCUUGUCAGCCUUCCUCGCUUUCUCUCUUUUCUGGGGAUGCGUCUCUCCUACUAGUGCAUCGGACCAUAUCUUGUCUUUUCCGCCCAUAAUGAUGCUGCAGCCCAGUUCCGCGUUCGUUCUCGUCGCAUCGCUGCUGGCGGCCCUGCCCGUCAACGCCGAUGGGUUGUAUACAAAGAAAUCCCCCGUCCUCCAGGUCACUGGCAAGAACUAUGACCAGCUGAUCGCCAACUCCAACCAUACCUCGAUUGUAGAAUUCUACGCUCCCUGGUGCGGCCACUGCAAGAACCUGAAACCCGCGUACGAAAAGGCCGCCACCAACCUGGACGGACUGGCCAAGGUUGCCGCCGUGAACUGCGACGAUGAGAUGAACAAACCCUUCUGCGGCCGCAUGGGCGUCCAGGGCUUCCCGACCCUCAAGAUCGUGACUCCCUCCAAGAAACCCGGCAAGCCCCGUGUGGAGGACUACCAAGGGCCCCGGAGUGCCAAAGGAAUUGUCGAGGCGGUGGUGGACAAGAUCCCCAACCACGUGAAGCGCGCCACGGACAAGGACCUGGACGCCUGGCUCGCGCAGGAUGAAGAGUCGCCCAAAGCCAUCCUCUUCACCGAGAAGGGCACGACCAGCUCUCUCAUCCGCGCCCUGGCCAUCGACUUCCUCGGCUCUGUCAGCAUCGCCCAAGUCCGCAGCAAGGAAUCCGACGCCGUGGAGAAAUUCGACAUCACCGAGUUCCCGACCCUCGUUCUCCUUCCCGGAGGCGGCAAAGACCCGAUUGUCUACGACGGCGAGCUCAAGAAGAAGCCCCUGGUCGAGUUCCUCAGCCAGGUCGCGGCCCCGAACCCGGAUCCCGCGCCCAAGGCUGUGAAGUCCAAGGCCUCGACUCCCCGGUCCUCCUCCGUCGUUCUUGAGAACCAGAAACCCACCGAGUCUCCCGACCCGAAGAUUGUUCCGGAAGACGCUCAGGAAUCCAAGCCCGCUCGUGUCCCUAUCCCGGCUCCUCCCAUCGACACCCUCCCCACGGCAGAAAGCCUUGAGGCUGCCUGUCUGGAGCCCAAAUCCGGCACCUGCGUUCUUGUCCUGCUCCCCGAACCAAGCGAGUUGGAUGCCGAGCUCCCCGGUCCCGCCAAGGAAGCCAUUCUCAGCCUGUCGGAGAUCGCGCACAAGUACGCCGUCCUCCAGAGCAAGCUCUUCCCAUUCUACAGUGUGCCUGCCAUCAACAGCGGGGCCGCGACUCUCCGGGCCGGACUCGGACUGCCUGAAGAUCAGGCCGUGGAGAUCGUUGCUCUGAACGGGCGUCGCGGCUGGUGGCGCAGAUUCGAUUCCGCCGAGGGCGCGGACUUCGGACUGGAGCGUGUCGAGGCUUGGAUUGAUGCGAUCAGACUGGGCGAGGGUGCGAAGGAGAAGCUGCCCGAGGGGGUUGUCGUCGAGAAGACGGAGGAAGAGAAGCCGGCGGCUGAUCAUGACGAACUGUAAAUUAGUAGCCCUGGGCUGGCGUGCGCGCAGGAUUGUUAUUAGCAACGGUGUUAAUUCAGGAAAGGCAUCUCUGUAAUUCAAAUCGAGCGUUGCCUGUG
This is a messenger RNA of Aspergillus heteromorphus CBS 117.55, 1580 nucleotides long. Its product is annotated as putative disulfide isomerase. Gene Ontology annotation, molecular function: protein-disulfide reductase activity; protein disulfide isomerase activity. NCBI's taxonomy places the organism in Eukaryota, Fungi, Ascomycota, Eurotiomycetes, Eurotiales, Aspergillaceae. Gene Ontology annotation, biological process: response to endoplasmic reticulum stress. The transcript is spliced from 3 exons. Gene Ontology annotation, cellular component: endoplasmic reticulum lumen. Bases 103 to 1482 code for a protein of 459 amino acids. The record is from RefSeq and is a predicted model, not a curated record.